AUGUUCUCAUUGAAUUCUUUAAAUACCCAAAACCAGAUUUUAGUUAGUUUUAGCCAAUUAUCUUCAAGAUAUUCAAGUGUUUUCCGUCAUCGUAAGCAAAACAGUGGGAAAAGUAAAAAUGUGAGGGGGAAAGAGAGCUCGGCAGCAGUGUAUGACGCAAUAAUUUGUAAAGAAAGUCUUGAAGAAACUAUCAGGAACUUUGAUAAGAAUGUCUUAAGUGAGAUGAGAAGCAUAGAGCUUCGUACCCUCGCGAGCAAGGCGUGUCGUCCGCGUCUCCGCGAGCUAGCGUCCUCGCGCAAGGUGUCCCAUGUCUCCGCAGACACCUUCGACCAGAACAAGAAUGGCUGGUCACAGCUACCCACCGUCACUGUGCAUCUCUCUAGGAAGAAUACCAGGUUCAGCUUCACAGACAACUUCGUGGGUCUCCUGGCGCGUGGCAUGGAAGGUCCCACCUUCCAGUACGCGGUGCAGGUGCGCGGGUUCAAGACCGAGCGCGCCAUACACGCAGACCUGAAGCGGAACCCCAAUAUUAUUAGUAGAUUGCGUCUAGGCACGCAGGACCCCAUAGACAAGCAGCCCCCCAACCCGGAGGUGGCCCCCAGACUAGAGAAGUUACUAAAUGAAGACUCCGCACACCUCACUCAUCAACAGAAGGAUAAGAUCAAGAUUGCUUUCGCUGAGGGGUAUCUAGCAGGUUCCCACCCAGAUAACGUGCGCGGUACGAAGGCGUCAAAAUAUCUGAAGUUAGUUCAACAACUGCUGACCAUCGUGCUGUUCCUCGCUAUAUUCGUCAGUCUCAUGGCGUCCGUCAGUGGCACGGUCUUCCGGAUCCAGUUGGGCAACCAAGUGGAGGUGGACCCUGAGGACAUCUCCGUCACAUUCGACGAUGUCAAGGGAGCUGACGAGGCUAAACAGGAGCUUAAGGAUGUUGUGGAAUUUCUAAAGUCUCCGGAGAAAUUCUCGACGCUCGGUGGGAAGUUGCCCAAGGGUGUAUUGUUGGUGGGUCCCCCGGGGACGGGCAAGACAUUGCUGGCGCGGGCCGUGGCCGGCGAGGCGCGGGUUCCGUUCUUCCACGCGGCCGGACCGGAGUUCGACGAAAUACUCGUCGGCCAGGGCGCUAGGAGGGUGCGGGAUCUGUUCAAGGCGGCGAAGGAGCGCGCUCCGUGCGUGAUAUUCAUCGACGAGAUAGACUCCGUCGGAGCCAAACGGACCAACAGCGUGCUACAUCCUUAUGCCAAUCAGACAAUAAACCAGUUACUAUCAGAGAUGGACGGCUUCCACCAGAACGAGGGCGUCAUCGUACUCGGCGCCACCAACAGACGAGACGACCUCGACCAGGCACUGCUCAGACCUGGACGGUUCGAUGUCGAGGUGACGGUCCCGACGCCGGACUACGGCGGGCGGCGCGAGAUCCUGGAGCUGUACCUCGCGCGGGUGCGCGCGCACCAGGACGUCGACCCCGACGUACUCGCGCGGGGCACCACCGGCUUCACCGGCGCGGACCUCGAGAACAUGGUCAACCAGGCCGCGCUCAAGGCAGCGAUAGACGGUGCAAAGACAGUGUCAAUGAAAUACCUUGAGGACGCCCGGGACAAGGUGCUGAUGGGCCCGGAGAGAAGAUCCAGACUGCCUGAUGAGGAAGCUAACACCAUCACUGCCUACCACGAGGGUGGACAUGCUAUUGUCGCGUAUUUCACUAAGGACUCUCACCCGCUGCACAAGGUGACCAUCAUCCCGCGCGGCCCGUCCCUCGGACACACGGCCUACAUACCCGCCAAGGAGAGAUACCACGUAACCAAACAGCAGCUCCUAGCGAUGAUGGACACCAUGAUGGGGGGCCGCGCCGCCGAGGAACUUGUCUUCGGACCUGAGAAGAUCACCUCCGGAGCGUCAUCAGACCUGAAGCAAGCCACGGCGAUAGCGUGCCACAUGGUCCGCGAGUGGGGCAUGAGUGAGAAGGUCGGCCUGCGCGCCCUGGAGCCGGCCCGCCCCGCGCUGCACAGCUCCGAGCAACUCGGGCCUUACACCAACGAACUGGUGGACGGCGAGAUCAAGAAGAUACUGUCAGACAGUUACGAGCGCGCCAAGGCGAUACUGCGCACUCACGCCAAGGAACACAAGGCAUUAGCAGAGGCAUUGUUGAAAUACGAAACUCUAGACGCAGAUGACAUAAAAGCUAUAAUGAACGGCGAAAAAAUCAAAGUGGAGCGCCACGGUCGGCCGAGCAAGGAACCUGCACCCAGCUCGGCGCCCGCAGCGCCCUCUGGCGCCGGACUACUGGGCACCCCACACCCGGCGCCCGCCUAG
Molecule: messenger RNA, 2307 nt
Organism: Spodoptera littoralis (African cotton leafworm)
Lineage: Eukaryota; Metazoa; Arthropoda; Insecta; Lepidoptera; Noctuidae
Source: the annotation of a GenBank genome assembly